UGGGUGAGAUGAUUAAAGAUUAACCCCCUGCCUCCUGCCUCCACCCCUCUGGGAGUAUAGGCCUUGAGGCUCAGCAAAUCCUUUCAGAGAAAUAUCUGAAUUAAAAGACAACAGGUAGGGGACGCAGUGAAGGCAGAGGGAGGCAGGAGGGCCAAUAGCCUGGGACAAGGGAAUCGGUACAAUCUGGCCCGUGUUUGCCGAGGAUAAUGCGCCUUUCCAAAGCCCUCAUAGACAUGGAGAUGGCAGAUUACAGCGCAGCGCUAGACCCGGCAUACACCACCCUGGAGUUUGAGAACAUGCAGGUGCUGGCUAUGGGCAAUGACACGUCUCCGUCAGAAGCAGCCAACCUGAGCAGCUCCAGCAGCAUCGGGGUGAGCACGCUGUGUGCCAUCUGCGGGGACCGCGCCACCGGCAAGCACUACGGGGCCUCCAGCUGCGAUGGCUGCAAAGGCUUCUUCAGGAGGAGCGUCAGGAAGAACCACAUGUACUCCUGCAGGUUUAACAGGCAGUGUGUGGUAGACAAAGACAAAAGAAACCAGUGCCGGUACUGCAGGCUUAAGAAGUGCUUCCGAGCAGGAAUGAAGAAGGAAGCUGUACAAAAUGAACGGGACCGAAUCAGCACCCGCAGAUCAAGUUACGAGGACAGCAGCUUGCCCUCCAUCAAUGCCCUCCUGCACGCAGAAGCCCUGGCACAGCAGAUAUCAUCCCCGGUUCCUGUGCUCAACGGAGAUAUCCGAGGGAAGAAGAUUGCCAAUAUUUCCGACGUGUGUGAGUCCAUGAAGCAGCAGCUGCUGGUGCUGGUGGAGUGGGCCAAGUACAUCCCCCCCUUCUGUGAGCUGCCCCUGGAUGACCAGGUAGCACUGCUACGUGCACACGCAGGGGAGCAUCUGUUACUGGGAGCUGCCAAGAGGUCCAUGGUGUUCAAGGAUGUCUUGCUGCUAGGAAAUGAUCACAUCAUCCCACGGAACUGCCCCGAGCUGGUGGAGGUGAACCGUGUGGCCAUCCGCAUCCUGGACGAGCUGGUCCUGCCCUUCCAGGAGCUGCAGAUAGAUGACAACGAAUAUGCCUGCUUGAAAGCCAUCAUCUUCUUUGACCCAGAUGCCAAGGGGCUGAGUGACCCGUCCAAGAUCAAGCGGAUGCGGUACCAGGUGCAGGUGAGCCUGGAGGAUUACAUCAAUGAUCGGCAGUACGACUCGCGGGGCCGCUUCGGGGAGCUGCUGCUGCUGCUGCCCGUGCUGCAGAGCAUCACCUGGCAGAUGAUAGAGCAGAUCCAGUUCGUCAAGCUCUUCGGCAUGGCUAAGAUUGACAACCUGCUGCAGGAGAUGCUGCUGGGAGGUUCAUCAAGUGAAACUCCGCACACCCACCACCACCUGCACCCUCAUCUGAUCCAGGAGAACCUGGGAACGAACGUCAUUGUGGCCAACACAAUGCCUCCUCAGAUGCACAACGGGCAGAUGUCUACUCCAGAAACUCCACAGCCUUCUCCACCCGCGGGCUCAGGAUCAGAGCAGUACAAGCUGCUGCCUGGAGCCAUUGCCACCGUGGCCAAGCAGCCCACGUCCAUCCCACAGCCUGCCAUCACAAAACAGGAGGUCAUCUAGCAAGCCCACACCAACCAGCCUCCUUGGCAACACCAUGUGGGAGAAAAGCCCCAACUGACUCUGCCACUGUGAGAAGAGAAGCCAGAGAAGCCAUCCAGAGGUCUCUGGGCACGGACACACAGACUUGCUUAUUAGACUGAGCAGCACCAGAAGGUGUCUUCCUGCAGCUAUGGACAGCAUGUGCCAUGGGCAGCCCCAGAGUCCCAGAGCUAAGGCUGAAGCCUUGCUGAAACCCUCAUCCUUGUAAGGAGGGCCAGAUUCCUGCCUCCCUCAGUGGGGUGGCAGUGACUGGCUGGGGACAGGCUGCUGCCCCACUGCCAUCUCAGCAUUGGUUCAGCACACAGCAACAAGCAAUUCCCUGUGCCAUGGGAAUGGAGGGCUUCCCUCCACAGCCAUUCCAGCCCCCCUGACAGUCCCCAGUCCAGCCAGACUUGGUGGAGAUGGAAGCUCCCCCAGGAGCAUCACAGCAGGUGAAGCACAUGGGGUUUGCCCAGGCAGCACUGCCAGAACUGCUCCUGAGCCUUGGCUAGUCCCAGGUCUUUGCGUGAUGUCACCCACCAGCACACUAAGCCCCCCAGCCAGACCUAACAAAUAUUUUCAGCUGAUGCUGGGGCAAAGUCUGGCCCACCAAGAUACUCCACUAUUUGUAUCCUUCUGCCUCUUGAGGGGUUUUGAUAUUUCCAUGCCAUGCCUGCCCUCUCACCACAAUGCUCGGAGAGGCAACCACUGCCAAGCCCUUCCCCUGCACCACUCACUGCCCCCUGGCAAUCAGAGGGACCAUGGGAUUCCAGGGAUUUCAGCUAAUGGGAUGGGGUCACCCCUUUACAGGCUGGCAGCACUGCCCAAAUAUCACUGGCCUAACUACUGCCUGUCAGCAGUCAGAAGACCACUGGAUGCCUAUUUGGAAGGAAGUGGGGGAAAGAUGUAGGAAGGGGAAGGACCUAUGGGGUGAGAGGAGCUUGAGCCUCACAGAUUGGACCAAGGUCUUGGGCUUUCUAAGUGCUGGGAGCAUUGGGAUCCAGGAUCUCAGUUCAGACACAAUUUUAAUGCUAAGAUAUGCCACACAAUCUACUUCUCUAGUGCAGUGCCACUCCUUCAGCUUAGAGUGAGUGGCUGAUAACAGAUUUAUGGGUCUUCAUAACAUGAUAAGAAUUCAUUAUGACUCCUUCAGGCCUCAGAGUGUUUGAGAGCACCAGCCUCAAAAAUACAAUUCUUUGGGUCCUGCAGAGAAAAGCGACAGAGGUCAAGCAAUAACCCAGUCUCACCCAAGCCCCUUGGGUCUGCCCCAGCUUUGGGUCUGCCCACCCUGCUGUGCUCCCUCCUGCCCCUGUCCCUGCUCCUCUGUGCCUGCCUGUGCCAGAGCCCUGUGGAUCUGAACUUUGGUUUACAGCUGGAAGCAGGAAAGGAGCUCUCCUGCACCAGUGCCUGCUGCAGGUGCCAGCAGGGCUGCAGCUCCCAGAGCCCUGCACCAGGCAGGCCUGAGCCACUGCUGGCCUCUCGAGAGGAUGGGCAUGGUGGCCCCAUGGCUGCCAGGAGGUCUCUGGUGGGGACAAAUCUGAGCCAGCUCAGCCAGAGGAGCUGCAGGUCUGUCCCUGAUUUCCAAUGCAAAAAUGAAACACCUCGUGCUGGCGGUGUCAGAGGUAUUGUAUGGUCUCAAUGCUGGUGGCAUCGUACCAAGUAAUUUAUUGCAAUGAUGAAUCCAAUCAUUUUCUGUAAAUUAUUUUGUAAAUCACAUUGAUUAUUUAUAAUUGGGAGAUUAAAUGAAAAAAAAAAAAAAACCCAACCAAAAAAACAACCCUGUAAUAACCAAGCUGUCUUUUCCAACUGCAGCAAACUUUUUUCCUGUAUGUAGACAUACUUUGUGGGGAAUCCCUUUUGGUCCAUUUGCACCAAGUAUUCCUCGAUAUUGUACAUUAAUUUUUGCUGGUUUCUGCCUUCCAAUGGAAACAGAAGAAUAUUUCUUCACAAGAGUUUGUAUUCAUAAAAAAAAAAGGAAAAAAAAAGAAAAAUAAAUGCAAAAAUAUUUUCUAA
Taeniopygia guttata (zebra finch) is the source of this 3632-nucleotide messenger RNA. It is a transcript of the gene HNF4A, whose product is annotated as hepatocyte nuclear factor 4 alpha. Gene Ontology annotation, biological process: regulation of DNA-templated transcription. The record is from RefSeq and is a predicted model, not a curated record. NCBI's taxonomy places the organism in Eukaryota, Metazoa, Chordata, Aves, Passeriformes, Estrildidae. Gene Ontology annotation, molecular function: RNA polymerase II cis-regulatory region sequence-specific DNA binding; zinc ion binding; DNA-binding transcription factor activity.